Messenger RNA from Physella acuta, 1724 nucleotides. RefSeq names its product afadin- and alpha-actinin-binding protein. The record is from RefSeq and is a predicted model, not a curated record. NCBI's taxonomy places the organism in Eukaryota, Metazoa, Mollusca, Gastropoda, Physidae. Gene Ontology annotation, cellular component: centriolar satellite; ciliary basal body. Gene Ontology annotation, biological process: intraciliary transport involved in cilium assembly.
GACUUGUCUGAAAUAACGAAAUAAUAUUUUUUUUUUUAAAUUAUUUACCAAGGGAAAGUACUCUCAUGAACAAAAUGCCAUAAAAUAGUUAAAGUUGGUCCCCUACAUAGAGUGGAGUGCUUGAUGGCACCUGUAGAGCUGUGUCUGUGUACACGUCGCAGCCCAACUGGUGAGGAAUGUCUGAGCUGUUUGCGUACAGCAUACUUGGUCGGCCUGAUGAUGGAGCCAUGUUUGUGCCCAUGGAGAUGCUGACUAGAGAGGAGAGCUUCUGUACUCAAGAGAAUCUUUUACUUUCCAUAGCUUACAUCAAUCAGGAGUUCCAGUUGCUGCGCUUCCCCUGCCUGCAGUAUGGUGAGCAGAAAUCAGACAUCGUGUUCUUCAUCAACCGCCUUCAUGACCUGCUCAAGCUGUACCAUAAGUCUCAGUCUGUCAGAGAUGAACUAGAGAACAAAGUUCAUAGGUUGACCAGUGAAACUGACCACUACAAAUCUGCCCAGUUGCGCAUGAGCAGACAGCAAGAACAGACAGACAGAGAGCUUGGCCAGGAGAGGGAGAAACUUCGACAGCUCAAUGAGAAAUACAAGCAAGUCUUUAUCAAACUGAAGGCAGAACAGGAGGAUGUGAAAAGGUUGAAAGCUGUUCUCCAGUCCAAGGAGGUUCACUACAAGCAUGAGCUGAAGAAGAAGGAGAGAGAGGUCAACAAGCUCAAAGAGAGGCUCAAUCAGCUGUUGUCUGACAAAGCUCCUGAGAGAAAAAUAGGAAUGGAUCUAAUGAAUGUAGUGAGCCAUACUGAAGGUCGAAGGUCAACUUGGAAGUCAGUAUCUGGAAAACAUGAUGAGGAAGUGUUCCGUCACAUGAUCAGCAACCUUGAAGAGAAACAAAAUGAGCUGCUGCUUGAGAAUGGGGAGUGGAGGGACUGUGUGCUGGUUAUACAGAGGGAAGUCACAGCACUGCUCCACAAGGCAGUGAGAAACAUACCUAAGACUGGCCGCCAUGAAUCCCCCACCUCCACAGAUGAAGAUCAGCCAACAAUCCCUGACCUUGGUGAAGGCUACCAGCAGAUGCCCUGUGAGUUUGUCAGGCUGGACAUUGAGAGGACUGUUGGAGACGCGUGUAAAAAGAUCUCUAGGAUCAUCAAGAAACUUGCAGGACAAAAAAUAAAAAGUCCAGUGCAAGUUAGUACCAGCAGACCAUUUGUAGGACACAAGCAGGACAUGUCCUCCCGGAGACACACACAGGACAUGUCCUCCAGGAGAAAUUCACAGGACCAUCUAGAGUUGGAGAAGCUGCGGAAACGAAUGAGCAACUACAAAUUGAUCAUACAGCAACAGGAGGAUUUGAUCCAGCAGUCCCUGCGAUCCCAGAGCCAGUCUCUAGAGAGCAGCUCCCUGCAGCAGACACAGCUGCAGCUGGAGAAGGAGGACUUGUCUGAACAGAGGAAACAGCUGCUGGAGGAGAAAAGAGUUUUAGAGAGAGAGAAGCAGUUGCUGAGAGAAGUCGGACUAGGACCAGAGAAGAAAGUUGUCCAAGAGCAAAAGACCAGCAGCCACAACAAGCAGGAGCUUCUCAGCACAAGUCCACUGAAAGAGUUCCAUGUUAGAACUGGAGGUGGAGCCUCGCCCAGACUUCUGCCAGCCACACCUGUGCCGACCACACCUGUAGUGACCACAUCUGUAGUAACCACAUCUGCAGUAACCACACCUGUAGUGACCACAUCUGUGCUG